Salvelinus fontinalis (brook trout) is the source of this 5717-nucleotide messenger RNA. Its product is annotated as heparan sulfate 2-O-sulfotransferase 1-like. The transcript is spliced from 7 exons. The coding region runs from base 314 to 1384 and encodes 356 amino acids. Gene Ontology annotation, cellular component: membrane. The record is from RefSeq and is a predicted model, not a curated record. NCBI's taxonomy places the organism in Eukaryota, Metazoa, Chordata, Actinopteri, Salmoniformes, Salmonidae. Gene Ontology annotation, molecular function: heparan sulfate 2-sulfotransferase activity.
GGGUUUUAAGUGUUAUUGACAUGGCAACCCGACUUGAAAGCGCGCUGUCUGUAUAGUAGGCUGCUGUUCACGGGAGCACGGAUGAAACUACGGACGGAGCAGAGAGCACAAGACUCAACGUUGAACUGAUUUGAUAAGUGUUAGAUACUAAAUUAGUGUGUAGCAAUAGCUAGUUUUUCAAUCCUUUGAUAAGUAAACGCUAGUCUUGGACAUCCACAUCGUUCGCAUUCAUUGAUGAACACAAGACUUGACUUCACCCCCUCUCUUAUGAAUAUUGAAUUCGCGGUAUGAAUUGUUUGCAUCUGAUAGUUUGAUGGGGCUUUUAAGGAUUAUGAUGCCGCCCAAGUUACAGCUUUUGUCUAUUUUGGCUUUUGGAGUGUCGAUGCUCUUCAUUGAAAACCAAAUCCAGAAACUGGAGGAGUCGCGGGCAAAACUGGAACGUACCAUCGCCAGACACGAGGUGAGGGAGGUAGAGCAGCGCCACACCCAAGAUGGCGUACGGGACACGCCGCCGCUGGCUGAGGCAGAAGACGUGGUUAUCAUAUAUAAUAGAGUGCCCAAGACGGCGAGCACGUCGUUCACCAACAUCGCCUACGACCUUUGUGGAAAGAACCACUUCCACGUUUUGCACAUCAACACCACCAAGAACAAUCCUGUCAUGUCCUUACAAGACCAGGUGCGCUUUGUCCAUAACGUGACGUCUUGGAGAGAGAUGAAGCCCGGGUUCUACCACGGACAUGUGGCUUUCCUGGACUUCUCCAAGUAUGGGGUGAGAGGUAAACCCGUUUACAUCAACGUGGUCCGGGACCCAAUCCAACGCCUCGUAUCAUACUACUACUUCCUGAGGUUUGGAGACGACUACAGGCCCGGCCUUCGACGGAGAAAACAAGGCGACAAAAAGACUUUUGAUGAGUGUGUGUCAGCAGGUGGUUCUGACUGUGCCUCUGAGAAGCUUUGGCUCCAGAUCCCAUUCUUCUGCGGACACUACUCAGAGUGCUGGAACGUGGGCAGCAGGUGGGCGCUGGAUCAGGCCAAGUAUAACCUGCUGAAUGAAUAUCUACUAGUAGGGGUGACAGAGGAGCUGGAGGACUUUAUCAUGAUGCUGGAGGCAGCUCUGCCACGCUUCUUCAAGGGUGCCACUGGCCUCUACAAAACAGGUAAGAAGUCCCACCUGCGUAAGACCACAGAGAAGAAGCCACCCACCAAGGAGUCCAUAGCCAAGCUGCAGCAGUCCGACAUAUGGAAGAUGGAGAAUGAGUUCUAUGAGUUUGCCCUGGAGCAGUUCCAGUUUAUCAGAGCCCACGCCGUCCGGGAGAAGGACGGGGAACUCUACCUGCUAGCCCAGAACUUCUUCUACGAGAAAAUCUACCCCAAAGUGAACUAGGGUGGAACUGGGUUAACAUCAGACCAUGGGGGAUGUUGAUGAGGUCUGGGCUAACAUCAGGCCAGGGGGAUGUUGAUGAGGUCUGGGCUAACAUCAGGCCAGGGGGAUGUUGAUGAGGUCUGGGUUAACAUCAGGCCACGGGGAUGUUGAUGAGGUCUGGGCUAACAUCAGACCAUGGGGAUGUUGAUGAGGUCUGGGUUAACAGCAGGCCAUGGGGGAUGUUGAUGAGGUUUGUGCUAACAAGCAGGCCAGUGGGAUGUUGAUGAGGUCUGGGUUAAUAUCAGACCAUGGGGGAUGUUGAUGAGGUCUGGGUUAACAGCAGGCCACGGGGAUGUUGAUGAGGUCUGUGCUAACAUCAGACCAUGGGGGAUUUUGAUGAGGUCUGGGUUAACAGCAGGCCACGGGGAUGUUGAUGAGGUCUGUGCUAACAUCAGACCAUGGGGGAUGUUGAUGAGGUCUGUGCUAACAUCAGACCAUGGGGGAUGUUGAUGAGGUCUGGGUUAACAGCAGGCCACGGGGAUGUUGAUGAGGUCUGUGCUAACAUCAGACCAUGGGGGAUGUUGAUGAGGUCUGGGCUAACAGCAGGCCAAUGGGAUGUUGAUGAGGUCAUACACUCUACUCUCUGUGUUAGUUCAGACGGCAGAGCCUGACCCUGUUACACACGUUACAGAAUGCCAUCAUAACUGUGUCUGACGUGUGGAUGGGGACCUACUGUGUGGCUGUACUGUAACGGGUCUGGGGAGAAAGGGGGAUAUUGUGCUGGUUUCAUUGGUUCCUUGUUCUUCACUGUAGUUGUUGACUUCUACAAGGUAUUUGAACAGGUCUCAAUCCAACAUGGUGUCCUGUUCUUCUCUGUAGCUGGUCACUUCUACAGGUUAUUUAAGCCAGAUCCAACAUGGUGUCCUGUUCUUCUCUGUAGCUGGUAACUUCUACAGGUUAUUGAAGCCAGAUCCAACAUGGUGUCGUGUACUUCUCUGUAGCUGGUCACUUCUACAGGUUAUUUAAGCCAGAUCCAACAUGGUGUCGUGUACUUCUCUGUAGCUGGUCACUUCUACAGGUUAUUUAAGCCAGAUCCAACAUGGUGUCCUGUGCUUCUCUGUAGCUUGUCACUUCUACAGGUUAUUGAAGCCAGAUCCAACAUUGUGUUCUGUACUUCUCUGUAGCUGGUCACUUCUACAGGUUAUUUAAGCCAGAUCCAACAUGGUGUCCUGUACUUCUCUGUAGCUGGUCACUUCUACAGGUUAUUGAAGCCAGAUCCGGCAUGGCGGAUUCAUCUGGGCCCAUAUAUACACGCAGGUCAGAGGUCAAUAAGCCCCCCCUCCACUGGGGACCUGCCUUGUGGUCUUCAGGCUCCAACUCAAAAUGGCUGCCCAACCACAACCACAUCGGAAGACGCCCAGCAAAAGCUUUUGUCUAUUUUGCGUUUCGUUUUUUUUAUCAAACAACAUAUGAGAAGGUCAAUUAAAAAGAAAACAGAAGUAUGUCCGAAAUUCGGACGUUUGAUCUGUAGUACAUAACUUCAGAUCAAAGUGUCAGAAGGACAGUAGGCUGUGAAAGGGAGGUACUGUACUUACAAGGAGGAAAGGGUGGCUCCAGCUCGGUGUGCUGCCGAGUGGCUCCGGCUCGGUGUGCUGCCGAGUGGCUCCGGCUCGGUGUGCUGCCGAGUGGCUCCGGCUCGGUGUGCUGCUGCUAGCACUGUGUGUGUACAGUCGUGGCCAAAAGUUGAGAAUGACACAAAUAUAAAUUUUCAGUCUGCUGCCUCAGUUUGUAUGAUGGCAAUUUGCAUGUACUCCAGAAUGUUAUGAAGAGUGAUCAGAUGAAUUGCAAUUAAUUGCAAAGUCCCUCUUUGCCAUGCAAAUGAACUGAAUCUCCCAAAAACAUUUCCACUGCAUUUCAGACCUGCCACAAAAGGACCAGGUGACAUCAUGUCAGUGAUUCUCUCGUUAACACAGGUGUGAGUGAUGACGAGGACAAGGCUGGAGAUCACUCUGUCAUGUUGAUUGAGUUCGAAUAACAGACUGCAAGCUUCAAAAGGAGGGUGGUGCUUGGAAUCAUUGUUCUUCCUCUGUCAAUCAUGGUUACCUGCAAGGAAACACGUGCGGUCAUCAUUGCUUUGCACAAAAAGGGCUUCACAGGCAAGGAUAUUGCUGCCAGUAAGAUUGCACCUAAAUCAACCAUUUAUUGGAUCAUCAAGAACUUCAAGGAGAGCAGAUCAAUUGUUGUGAAGAAGGCUUCAGAGCACCCAAGAAAGUCCAGCAAGCGCCAUGAUCGUCUCCUAAAGUUGAUUCAGCUGCGGGAUCAGGGCACCACCAGUACAGAGCUUGCUCAGGAAUGGCAGCAAGCAGGUGUGAGUGCAUCUGCACGCACAGUGAAGCGAAGACUUUUGGAGGGUUGCCUGGUGUCAAGAAGGGCAGCAAAGAAGCCACCUCUCCAGGAAAAACAUCAGGGACAGACUGAUAUUCUGCAAAAGGCACAGGGAUUGGACUGCUUAGGACCUGGGUAAAGUCAUUUUCUCUGAUGAAUCCCCUUUCCGAUUGUUUGGAGCAUCCGGAACAAAGCUUCUCCGGAGAAGACAAGGUGAGCGCUACCAUCAGUCCUGUGUCAUGCCAACAGUAAAGCAUCCUGAGACCAUUCAUGGGUGGGGUUGCUUCUCAGCCAAGGGAGUGGGCUCACUCACAAUUUUGCCUAAGAACACAGCCAUGAAUAAAGAAUGCUACCAACACAUCCUCUGAGAGCAACGUCUCCCAACCAUCCAGGAACAGUUUGGUGAGAAACAAUGCCUUUUAGGGCAUGAUGGAGCUCUUUGCCAUAAGGCAAAAGUGAUAACUAAGUGGCUCGGGGAUUAAAAUAUUGAUAUUUUGGGUCCAUGGCCAGGAAACUCCCCAGAACUUAAUCCCAUUGAGAACUUGUGGUCAAUCCUCAAGAGGCGGGCGGACAAACAAAAACCCACAAAUUCUGACAAACUCCAAGCAUUGAUUAUGCAAGAAUGGGCUGCCAUCAGUCAGGAUGUGGCCCAGAAGUUAAUUGACAGCAUGCCAGGGCGGAUUGCAGAGGUCUUGAAAAAAGAAGGGUCAACACUGCAAAUAUUGACUCUUUGCAUCAACUUCAUGUAAUUGUCAAUAAAAAGCCUUUGACACUUAUGAAAUGCUUGUAAUUAUACUUCAGUAUUUCGUAGUAACAUCUGACAAAAAUAUCUAAAGACACUGAAGCAGCAAACUUUGUGGAAAUUAAUAUUUGUCUUUCUCCAAACUUUUGGCCACGAUUUGUAUAUUUAGAUCCAUUGUUAGCCGUUUACAGAGUGAACACAUGAAACCACAGUACACAGUGUAUUUAUACACUACAUAUCUGAUGUACUGGACCAAACGGUUGGGAGAACUUCUCUGACUAUUUUUGUGUCUCUCUAACAUAACAUAACAUCUAGUAGUUUGUUUACCACUGAGAAAACAUUCUCAGAUUUUAUAAAAUAAUCUCCGUUCUGUACUAUCGACAUGAAGUUCCUCCCAUUUCUAACCACCACACAUUCCAAAUGUGUUUCAUUUAUCAGUUUGUUGGAGUUGUCUGGAUAACGAACGUGUUUUUAGCCCAAGGUUUUAGUGUGUGAACACAGCAGCAGUGUGUCGCUAUGACUCAACAGUGUGUGAUCAACGUUUACCAGAAAAAACACUUUUCUUUUAAAUUAUUAUUAUUUUUACCCCAGCCAGUCCCAAAUUGCUCUCUACCCCUCUCCCUUGGCCCUAACCCUUUUAGUGUUUGCAGAUCAGAAAGGUCUGGCUAGGUAUAAGCGAUGGUAGAUCUUCCACCGUGUUGCAUACACCUUACAAAUCUGCAGACAUGGAAGUGUUUGUCCAAUGGGGAAAGGUACAAAUCUGCAGACAUGGAAGUGUUUGUCCAAUGGGGAAAGGUACAAAUCGUGACCGUCUAGUCACAUGUUUUGUUUGGGGUAACAGGGUCACGCUCGUUAGGGAGCGAAGAAGAGAAACACAUCCUUGAUAGUGCCUUCAUCAUGUCAUUAUUAGUGUUAACCAAAUUACACCCUAUUCCCUGUUUAGUUGACUACUGCUCACCACUGCCCCAUAGGGCCCUGAUAAAAAGUAGUGCACUACAUAGGGACUAGGGGGCUAUUUGGGAUGUAUAUUUAUACAAGACUCCUAAGCCACUUUUUGAUAUCCCAUGUCAUUUUUCCCCUUCACUUUUUCUCUCCUGAAUGUGUUGUGCUCGUUCAUUUGACACAAUUAUCUGUUCAACUGCCAAUAUAUUUUUUUUCAUUUUUUUUUCCAUAUGAAUUUGUUAUUGUAAACAACCUAAAACAUUUGAAAUAAAUACUUAAACUGUU